Molecule: messenger RNA, 5857 nt
Organism: Linum trigynum
Lineage: Eukaryota; Viridiplantae; Streptophyta; Magnoliopsida; Malpighiales; Linaceae
Source: the annotation of a GenBank genome assembly
UUCGAUAAGUGCAUUUUUAAGUAAAUGGAAAACUUAAAAAAUGGAGAUCUCCAAAUAUAGAGGAUGUAGCAUUGGAGCAAAAGAAGGGAAAAUGGGGAUGAACGGCUUGCACUGGAGUUGGUCUAAGGUGUGAUCUCCUAGUCUCAGAUCGUCUCGUUCUCUUAGUUAUGUGCUUAGCUUCGAUCUCUAUUCAUGACAAAGGAAUUCACAACACAAUUACACAAGCAUUAAUUAAACUUCCUCUUGUGAUCACUCAUUAUCAAUGUUUUUAUCAUGUUCGGUGUCAACAAUUUUCAUGAACUCUGUUGUGUUACCUUGAGAACAAAACGAGUAAAUAUCAGGCGCGUGUGACAACUUACAUAUGUUCCUGUAUUGAAUAUAUGAUAUUUCCUAUAACCUCUCAACGUACUUUUCGAGUUUCGAUAUUUUUUUUAUGUGAUCUUAGAUUAUUUCGUCGAGUAAAAUUGACAUUGAAAAAUGUUAUCCAAUGCCCAAGCCAAAAAAAAAAAAAAAAAACUCAUUGGUUCUUUCGUUGAUGGAUGAUGAUGUGUGAAUUUGUAAUGAAAUAUGAGUGCAAAGAUGUAUAAGCAAAGUGACCACUCCUCCUCCAACAAGUGAUUCUCCUUCUGACACGUCCUGCUCCACUACCCAUGGGAACGAAAUAAAUGCAUGGACAAGAAGAGAACAAAUUUUACAUGGACACGAAUGAAUAAUAAUUAAUUAUAUAACGAGGGAGAUUUCGUUGAGGCUGAGGUUUGAGCUGAAGCAUCUCACGAUCUAACCUUUCUUUUUAACUCGCCAACUGAAUGAGUGGAUCUUCAUUAACAGGUUGCCAUAUAUUAAUCAAUUAUUUAAUUACCCACAAAACGACGGUGAGAGGGACCGGGCAAGAGGAACUGGGCUUUGGAUUUGGACCACUCACCCAGCUGCCUUCCAGAGUGUUUGUUUUCUACUCCAAUUUGUAAUUUUGCUUAUAGGAUUUUUUUUUUAACGGUGGUGAUGUAUGUUUUAUUUUUCGUGGUUAAGUAUUAUUUAAGCAAUUUGAAUAUAUAAUUGUUCAUAUUUUAAAAUAGUGAUAUUAUCACUAUAUCAACUCCUUGUUCGUGAUGAUUUCUUUUUAUUAACGUUAUGAUAUGAUUGGAGAUAACGGUUUUACUAUAUUGACGGUUUGAGUACAUAAACAAACAACCAGCUCAAUACAAAGGUGAUAUGCGCCCCCGUCGAUACAAGAUGUUUAGCGGAUCAAGAUAGUAUUGGAGAGGGGGGAGGGGGGGUGGAUACGGUACACUCCAGAUACCACAUCAGUUAUACAAGGGAAGGAAUCCAAAAAUAAAUCUGUACAGGUUUGUUCCAAAACGGACAAUAUCGUACUACUGGAGCCAUCCGGUUUUGACAAUAUCAAUUUGUGAUUUGGAUUAUACAACAAAUUCAAGAUACUUGCAACGUAAAUAAGUACAAGCCUGAACCACGCAAGUGACUUGUUUUAAAACAAGGAUAGGAAAUUAAUAACAAAAGCAUAAAAGAUAGAAGAAUUAAGUAAUUAACGAUGAAAUGUUGGAGAAAAUUGGAGUGGUAGAUGGUUGUUAGCUGAGCCAAGUAAAUUUUUUUUUUCAAAAUUAUUCUUCAUAUUUUCCACGUUUUUUCCUAAAUAUGUCAUAAUUCAAAGAUUUUCUUUGUCCCGAAUACUCGGUAAGCAAAUUUUUGUUAUCCUAGAGAUCUAAUGAAGAGAUCUAUUGGCUCUCGUUGAUUAUUAGUUUGUGGACACAUGUAGUGAUUAGGCGUGGAUUUAGCUUUGCUCUUCCAUUAAAGAAGUGGAAGUUAAGUUGAUUAGUACCAUAAACUCACAAUCAUUGGCUAAUCGAAACUCAAUUACCAAAUGGGUUAGACAAGGACAACUUGAAGUUCCCUCAAUCCACGUGGCCAUAUCAAUGAAUGACAGCCUACCAAUUUCACUUGACAAAUCGAGAAAGGUCGUGUUCAUCUAAUUAAGUGCAAUAAUUCAAACACUAUUAUACUAAAUAAAUAUUUAACCAAUCAAAACACAUUAUAAGUUACAUGAUUUCUUAAAGUGUCAUUGAAACUUGCAUUAAAAAAUAUAAAGCACUUGAAUAGAUGUUGAUGAAUGAUUAGUGGUUUACCCUUGUUUUGGUUUUGCCGUGUACUUGUAAUGCUUAGUGGAUAAAAACAAGAGAGGAUGAUACUUGUAAUCCUGGUUUUCCUUCCUUGGCAUUUUCAAUGAUUGGCGGUUUGGGUAUAUUAUUAACACACCCAUGAAAUUAAGAUUUUAAAAUUAAUAGGUUAUGUUAUGUUUAUGUUGGCUUGUAAUAAGCGGUAAAUACUGGUCAAGCAAACCAACAAUUGUUUAUGAAUCAUGAAUUAUGUUGAUUCCAGAAUGCAAUAAGAAGAACAUAGAUUGAUGUAUUCAAGUUUAAGAAUGAAAUCAAUAUGCAACUUAAUAAUUAGAAAGAAUAUAUUUACUUUAAAAAAUAACUUAUUACAUUCUAAAUACGACCAAUUUCAAUAAGAAACACCAAUUUACCGACCAAUUCCAAAAGAAACACAAUACUGUUUUAUUAUUAUUAUUUAACUAAAAAAUUUAUGCCGAGAGCAACAAAUAACUUGACAUAAAAUAAACGUUAUUUUUCAUGUUCACAUUCUGAGUGAAUUGGGGAAUAAAUAUAAAUUACUGUCUGUAAAUAUAUAGAUCAAGACUAUUCAAGAGUAAAAAAAACGUGUAAAUUAUAUUUCUCAAGCUUUAACUAAAAAUUGGAGGUAAAGAGACCAAAAGAGCAGGGGAAACGUGUUAAAUAAAGUCAAUUCAAUUGCGUAGGAAACAGAAAUUGUGGGAUCGGAAAGAAAUCUAAUGAGUUAUCCUCCGUACCAAACACGGCCUAACGCAACCCAUAGCAACUCCGAUGCUGCCACGGAUUCUGAAAGCCCGGGAGAAACCGGUCAGCUUCCGUCUCCCUCCCGCGCUGCCUUUUACCUUCCACUGCCACGUGUCGGUCACCUCUCCUUCCUGUUAAAAAAAAAAAAAAAGACGCACCAUAUAUAUAUAUACAUUUCCCCUCAUUUCAUUCUCAAUAAUCCACAUUUCGCCGACUCCUCUGGUUUCCCCUUCCCAAAUUUCUCUGUUUCAGGCUCCUCCAGAUUUCGAUUCCAAUCGAUUCCCCCAGCCAAAACCCUAGAAUUGCGUCCGUACCCAUCUCCAUCCCUCAUCUCUCUCUCUCUCUUUCGUCUGCGGUACCUAAUUGCCGAUUCUUUCUAGUUCCCCCUCAGCUAUAGAAGGACCCCGAACAGAAAACCUCCUACCACCAUCCAAGUACUUGCCCUUUUUCGCGAAUGAUCGUCAGUUCAAACAUGAUGGCCGAGACCGAGAUUAUCUGCAAGCAAACCAUCCCCUCCGUCAAGUACCACCUCUGCGUCGCCGCGGAACACAAUUUGAAGGUCGACGACCCCUCCUCGCCUUUGUCACCGAUCUUGGAGGCCAAAGUCUCGCCCUUUGAAUCGGUUGCCAGUUUCAAAGAACCUCGCGCAAUCAAGGACUCUAUUAUUGAUCCCUCUACAAACAUGUCAUUUCCAGACAUCCGAUCGGGAAGCCACUCUGAGAUUGGACCAAGGCCCUCCAUGGACGAUGAACACAUUCGAAUCGACGACCUCUCUACUCAUCUUGGUUCCUUCUUCAACUGCCACAGUGCCUUUUAUGCAGUUUUUGAUGGUCAUGGAGGGCCUGAUGCUGCUUCUUACAUAAAAAGGAAUGCUAUGAGGCUAUUCUUUGAGGAUGCUGGUUUGCCCCAAACUUCCGAUAUUAGUGCCGCCUUCUUGGAAUCUCUGAUGGAUUCCCACAGGAAAGCUUUUCUGCUAGCAGAUAUUGCUAUUGCUGAUGACAGCACUAUCAGCACCUCGUGUGGGACAACCGCGCUGACUGCCCUAGUCCUUGGACACCACUUGCUGGUUGCCAAUGCCGGCGACUGCAGGGCAGUUUUAUGCAGGAAAGGUGCAGCCUUUGAAAUGUCACAAGACCACAGGCCUUCGUAUUUGCCUGAACGCAGAAGAGUUGAGGAGAUGGGCGGUCGAAUAGAAGAUGAAUAUCUCAAUGGCUACCUAUCAGUGACCCGGGCACUCGGUGACUGGGAUCUGAAGCUUCCAUAUGGCUCUUCAUCGCCUCUAAUUGCUGAACCUGAGUUUCGACAAAUGGCACUCACUGAAGACGAUGAAUUCUUGAUAAUUGCUUGUGAUGGAAUCUGGGAUGUCAUGUCAAGCCAGUAUGCUGUAAGCCUUGUUCGACGGGGGCUAAGACGGCACGAUGAUCCAGAACACUGUGCAAAAGAGCUAGUGAAUGAAGCAGGAAGACUCCAUUCUGCCGAUAAUCUCACUGCGUUAGUGAUCUGCUUCCGCGGACCGAGGCCCGUAGAGUCGUGCCCUCCUCAAAGGAGGAGGUUGAGGUGCUUCAGCCUUUCCGAGGAGGCUCGGAGUAGGCUGAAGGGGUUGAUGGAAGGAAACUGAGAUUGUACAGAAAGUAGGAAGUGGGAAUUGUAUUUUAUCAUUCAACCUUAACUUAAUUUUUGGCCUGGCAGAGGGGGCUUAAGGAUAGAGGAUGAUGGGUUUUUUUUGCUCUCGUCUGUUUUGUGGCUGCUUCAGAUGAUGAUAGGUGCCCUAGUUAUGGUAGCUCUCAGGGUUAGAGAAAAAGCAGCCAGCAGUUUUGGUUAGUAGGUUUGGAUACUGAAGAUGUAUCUAGUCUAGAUGUUCAAUAAAGGCCAGAGAGUGCACCACCCAUCGCUUUUCCGAGGAGUAGGUUUUAUAUAGGAAAGCCCCCUCUCGUGUUUCUGGAUUUUGUGAUACUCUGUUUCCUUCCUGAAGAUGGUUAGAUGUGUUUUCUCAACCGAUGUGUACCAGGUUCGAAUGGGUUGAAUAGAGUAUGCACAGAUUUGAUCUCCAUUCAUUUGCUUGGGGAUGUUCACAGCAAAUUUGUUUUGAUGAAUGGUUGGAAAGGAGACAAAAGGUUUGGCAUUGGCAAAUGGUGACCACAUGGCCUGGGAGAUUGAAUGAAUAUGAGAAAGUUGGUUAUCUUUUCAGUUAUCGGAAGCUUUCUGCGAUGGCGUUGUUUGUGGUUUCGGUGGGGGAAACGGACAGAUAGAAGAAAGGGUAAGGGUUCUGUGACGGGGAAUCGCCAGUAGCAAACAGCGGCCACCUUUCCUCUUGGUUAUCAUCUCAUCAGCAUCAACGGAUAAGGCAACCAAGAAGAAGCCACCCUUGCUGGUUACUUGAGCACCAAUGUUGUCCUCGCCGUUAUGAAUCUUUUAAGUGUAAAUGUGUAUUAUGGUAGAAAUGAAAAUUUGAUGGAGUUUUGUGAAAUAUAAACGAACUCGAAUCAGAACGAAUAAAUAAAAUCGAAUGUUAUUUUUAUCUGGUUUCAUUUCUCGAUAGAAUCAACUAUGACUGGACCGAAUUCUGCUCGCGUUAAUGAUAAUCAAACUAGAGUAACCUCCUCACUGUUUAGCAUUGUGCUAGCUAUGAACGACUAGUGGGAUAAUAUGCUUAUCCUCUUUUGGUGGAUCGCUGUGUUCACUGAUUUCACACCCACCAUUUCAUUCUUCAAUAAUAAACAACAAAAAAGAGAUAGCCGUCAAUUUUGAGAUUCACGCUUUAUUUUGAUAUUGGGCUUUCACACAACGCAUAGGGAAAAAUAGAUAAUUCAUUACCAUAAGACUUCUCUCUUAUUAUUCUAACACUCAAAUUUGACCUCAAUCAGCUCAAUCCCUACCGUUUAUAGUUGUCCACGUUUCCACGUGUCAAGAUCGCAGCGGCAUCACAGCCAAAAAGGAAACCCACCGGAAAAUAUAUUCUUAACUUAUAA